GGUCCCCUACCCGGCCGUCCCCCGCCCACGGGCCGCUCCCCUGGGCCCGCCGUCCCCUCCCCCGCUGGCGGGGCCCGGACAGAAGAUGGUGCAGAAGAAAACAGCCGAACUUCAGGGCUUCCACCGUUCGUUCAAGGCCCUGAGAGCUCCCCUCUCCCGCCCCCUGCAGGGGCAGAAUCCUUUCGAGCUGGCCUUCUCCCUAGACCCGGCCCACCUUGGGGAGACCGACUUCAGCCUGGAGCAUCCGGCCCGCCCUGAUAUGCCCGCCAGCCAGCCCAUCGACAUCCCGGAUGCCAAGAAGAGGGGCAAGAAGAAGAAGAGGUGCCGGGCCACGGACAGCUUCUCAGGCCGGUUCGAAGACGUCUACCAGCUGCAGGAGGACGUGCUCGGGGAGGGUGCCCACGCCCGAGUGCAGACCUGUGUCAACCUCAUCACCAACCAGGAAUACGCCGUCAAGAUCAUCGAGAAGCAGCCAGGCCACAUUCGGAGCAGGGUUUUCCGGGAGGUGGAGAUGCUGUACCAGUGCCAGGGGCACAGGAAUGUUCUAGAGCUGAUAGAGUUCUUUGAGGAGGAGGAUCGCUUCUACCUGGUGUUUGAGAAGAUGCGGGGCGGCUCCAUCCUGAGCCACAUUCACAAGCGGCGGCACUUCAACGAGCUGGAGGCCAGCGUGGUCGUGCAGGACGUGGCCAGCGCCCUGGACUUCCUGCACAACAAAGGCAUCGCCCACAGGGACCUAAAGCCAGAAAACAUCCUCUGUGAGCAUCCCAACCAGGUGUCCCCUGUGAAGAUCUGUGACUUCGACCUGGGCAGCGGCAUCAAACUCAACGGGGACUGCUCCCCAAUCUCUACCCCAGAACUGCUCACCCCGUGCGGCUCGGCAGAGUACAUGGCCCCCGAGGUGGUGGAGGCCUUCAGCGAGGAGGCCAGCAUCUACGACAAGCGCUGCGACCUCUGGAGCCUGGGCGUCAUCCUCUAUAUCCUGCUCAGCGGCUACCCGCCCUUCGUGGGCCACUGCGGCAGCGACUGCGGCUGGGACCGCGGCGAGGCCUGCCCGGCCUGCCAGAAUAUGCUGUUCGAGAGCAUCCAGGAGGGCAAGUACGAGUUUCCCGAGAAGGACUGGGCCCACAUCUCCUUCGCCGCCAAAGACCUCAUCUCCAAGCUCCUCGUCCGCGACGCCAAGCAGAGGCUGAGCGCCGCCCAAGUCCUGCAGCACCCCUGGGUGCAGGGGUGCGCUCCAGAGAACACCCUGCCCACACCCAUGGUCCUGCAGAGGAACAGCUGUGCCAAAGAGCUCACAUCGUUUGCGGCGGAGGCCAUCGCCGUGAACCGGCAGCUGGCCCAGCGGGAGGAGGGCGCGGCCGAGGAGGCGGAGCAGAGCCAGCCCGUGGUCGUCCGCGCCGCCCGCUGUCUGCAGCUGUCCCCGCCCUCCCAGAGCCGGCUGGCCCAGAGGCGACAGCGAGCCAGCCUGUCCGCGGCCCCCGUGGUCCUGGUGGGGGACCACGCGUGACCCCUCUCAGCUCUGUACAUAGGUCACUCCCUCCCCCCAUCAGAUCUUCAGAGUUUUUUAAGCUACUGCCAGGGGGCGACCAGCAGGCGGCCUCCCCUGGCUAGUCUCCGAGGCGCUAAGCUCAGUUCGGGGGGCUCUUUUUAUAUGAGGUUUUUGCUGUUGGAUUUAUUUUCUUUUUUCUGUCUCAUCCGCAUUCUUUUUUUCCUCUUAAAGGUGUUAAAAGCAAAGCAGGCACCUGGGGAGGAGAUUGGAGGGUGUGUCUCUGGGCUUGUCCCGUCCCUGCCCCCAGCCCCGGACGCCCAUUUGUACUGUGAAGGGUCCCCACUCCCGCCCCGCCCAGGUGUGACUCAGGAGAGGAGGGCACACGUUGCCUUCCAGAGCUAGGGGCACAGAGCGCACCCCUCCCCCGGCCCUCACGGCGUCUUCAGGGACGGGCCGCCCCGUGGCUCCCCAGGGUGCCACGCGCCUCUUCCAUCCCUCCCCCGGAAGCGCCCUGGUCGCUUGGAGGGGCAGGGGCUUCUCAGGUCUCCCUUGUGGCUGGAGGAGGCCAGGUGCAGGCAGGUGGGAUAGGACACAGGGCCACCCGCCAGACCCCCCGGCAGACUGACAAUCGGGGCUCCCUCAGACCUUGACCUUAAGCUGCAGCUCUCGCCCCGCCCUCCCCUGCCCUCUCCCCAGGGGACCCUGCCCACCAGGAGGGCAGUGCCAGAGGCAGUGGGAGGGGUUGGACAGGCACCCGUCAGCCAACCUGGGGGUCCCUUGGACCCCCACCCUGGGCACCGGAGUGCCCCUUCUCAGGGCUCAGUCUGACCAUGGCCAUGUCCUGCCCCUCACCGCCGCCCCUCGGGUCUGGUGAGAAAGCUCUGUGUGCACCCCUGCCUCCUCCUCAGAGCCAGGGCCCAGCCAGGGGUCCUGCUGAAGCCCCUCCGCCCCCAGGAACCUUCAGGAACACGGCUCCAGCUCCUCCCGGGCACCCAGGACUCGCCGUGCCCGCCCGGACCGACCUCGGCGCCGGGUCAGACGUGGAGUGACCCGCCGGGCUUGGGACGGCCGACCCCCCUUCCCUCGGGUGGGAAACACUAUGCAAUACAGGCUCCCCCUUCUCCGUGUCCAUGUGCUUCUGCCGGCCGGGGGGCCCUGCAGCCCCCCACCAGGCAGCCUGGCCCCGGCCUCCGGUCCCCGGCCUCCGGUCAUUCGUCCUGUUUUGUUCGUUUUUAAAGACAUUGGUUGACUUCCCUUCCCUGUUCUUGAAUACUUGAAUGUUGGGGGGCCUUGUGGGUAGGAGGGCUCACAUGCCGUGUCUGUGGCAGUCCCUGGUGGGGACUGGCCCCCGCCCGCCUGGAUCUGUGGACCGGCCUUUCCAAAGACCCCCGGGGCGGGGGGGGGGGGCGCCCGCCCUCCCCUGCUUCUUGCCCAUCAGUGGUUCUUCGUUUUGAGCUGGGGAUUCUGCCUUUUUGUAAAAAAGAAACAAAUGGACCCCCGCCUGCCGCAGGCGCCUGGGCCGUUUUAACUCUGGAAAGCUGAGCUGUGAGGAGCUUUUUUUUUUUUCCAAAGGUGGGACAGCCACUUCCUCUUGUCACACGUCACACGCACGGUGUGGCCCGGAGGACUGUCAGAACCGCUACUGUGAAAGCGCCCAGCCCCCGCCGCUCUGGCCCUGGGGGAGGGGGCGGCAACGUUUCAAUGUUCAGAUGUAUAAAAAAGACAAAAAAAAACCCACCUCGUUUUUUAGGAGUGGGGGGACAUCAAGCACUUUAGCGCCGCCGGGCCAGCUCGUUUUCCUUACACCAACUGUUGACGCCGGACUUUUGUAUUGUUUUGUAAGGAUUUAAUAAAAGUCAUAAAACUUG
Messenger RNA from Suricata suricatta (meerkat), 3357 nucleotides. RefSeq names its product MAPK interacting serine/threonine kinase 2 (gene MKNK2). The coding region runs from base 86 to 1507 and encodes 473 amino acids. The transcript is spliced from 13 exons. Gene Ontology annotation, cellular component: cytoplasm; nucleus. NCBI's taxonomy places the organism in Eukaryota, Metazoa, Chordata, Mammalia, Carnivora, Herpestidae. Gene Ontology annotation, biological process: protein autophosphorylation; peptidyl-serine phosphorylation; intracellular signal transduction. The record is from RefSeq and is a predicted model, not a curated record. Gene Ontology annotation, molecular function: ATP binding; calmodulin binding; calcium/calmodulin-dependent protein kinase activity.